Messenger RNA from Armigeres subalbatus, 1036 nucleotides. RefSeq lists its product as uncharacterized. NCBI's taxonomy places the organism in Eukaryota, Metazoa, Arthropoda, Insecta, Diptera, Culicidae. The record is from RefSeq and is a predicted model, not a curated record. The transcript is spliced from 3 exons. The coding region runs from base 139 to 882 and encodes 247 amino acids.
UUAUCCAGGUGUUGAAUAAGCUUAGCUCCUAAUUUGUUUGGUCUGAGAACACCAGACAGAAGCAAUUUCGAAGCUUGAUAAAUUCAAGUUUCAAUUUGAAGCGUUCGCACUUAACACAAAGUGUAAUACUUCAAAAUCAUGAUUAAGGUUGUGGUAGUUCUUGCUGUAAUCUGUGGAAUCAGUACUGGGUACACUGUACCCAUACGAAAUGCUUUUAUGUACUAUCAACAACCUAUGGGUUACAUGACGCCUUCGCACUCCGUGUAUGGAAUUCAUUACCAAAAUCAGCAGCUUCGAAACCAACGUGUAUCUGCCUUUGCCGCUGGAAACACCAUCGCCACAGGAACAUAUCUGAAGGAUUGCCAAAAUACAGAUGAAGAUAGUGAUGAAGAGAUUGACCAGGACGCAAAUGUAGAAUCCGUGGCUGACGCCUAUCCUUCCGAACAAAACCCAGUCGAAGAAGAGGCUCUACCAGAUGUUUCCACAGUCCAGGAUCCCGACUCUGAGGAACCCAUCGCCGAAGAACCGGCUGCUGCUCCAGCUGUUCCAGUUGUCCCAGUCGUAGCACCAGCCGCUAUUCCAGAAAAGAAAAAGAAGAAGAAAAUCCCAGUCAAGGUUGAUUCGGACGAAGAUGAGGAACAGACUAUUAAUGGUUCACAUCGUGGUUCUGGCGAUUCGUCCGAUCCAAAUGCCUUCUUCCCCAUCAGCUUCGGCAGCACGAGUGGUGGACCAAUUGCUAUUGCCAACUCGUACAAUACCGGAAAGGAAGGAACCGCUGCCAGUACUGCAAUCGCUUAUGGAAACUCUGCUCCCGAUGAACUUCGACGAGUUCCAGUUCAGCUGAGGAAAAAACCUUCCAAGCUUCAAGCGAGAAAAAUUUGAAUGACUGGUGUAGGAAUUUAGUGUCGAGUAGAGACAUCAUGAACAAUUAGCAUUUUGUUAGUGAAGAAGUGCAAUAUACUCAUACAAUAUUUAUUUUCUAAUAACUGACUCCGUGACUCCGAAACCAAACUAAAUAAAUGUGAUUGCAGCCAAA